Colletotrichum phormii is the source of this 1818-nucleotide messenger RNA. RefSeq names its product mitochondrial ribosomal death-associated protein 3-domain-containing protein. Lineage: Eukaryota; Fungi; Ascomycota; Sordariomycetes; Glomerellales; Glomerellaceae. Gene Ontology annotation, cellular component: mitochondrial small ribosomal subunit. Bases 168 to 1604 code for a protein of 478 amino acids. The record is from RefSeq and is a predicted model, not a curated record. The transcript has 2 exons. Gene Ontology annotation, molecular function: structural constituent of ribosome.
AAACUCCAAGGGCGAAAGCUGCGUCGGACGGAAAACGAAUCGCUGGCCGGCACCCAUUCGAAUGGCAUCAUCAUAAACCAGAACGAAUACCCACCUCACCGAUAAUCGAUCCAGGAAACCGGCGUCCUUUUUCUUCCUCCCCUGUUCCUCCGGCAAUCGCACACACAAUGGCUUCCGCAGCGAACUGCGCGCGGUGCCUCACCAGGCCCACGACCGCCGCAGCAACAGCCCCCCGACUCCUCUCGCAGCGCAUCGUCCCCGUCAUCACCGCCUAUGCCGUCGCCGGCGCCGCCCCCUUCUCGACCUCGUCGGCCGACGCCGCCCCGCGCACCCUCAAGAUGAUUGGAAAGCACAUCCGUCGCGGCAAGAUCAACCAAAACUCCAAGAAGAAGAGGGACAACGUCAGGGUCAAGAAGCCGAACCCCGGCGAGAGAAAAGCGUUCCGCAAGCGCAUCACGCUGAGCAAUAACAACGCCCUGGCCGUCGAGGGCCUCAAGGAGAUCACCAGCGAGACGCUCGCCGCGGCGGAGAGCAAGGGGUCCGUCGUCGGCCUGCCGGAUAACCUGGUCGAUAAGCUCCGGGCGCUCGAGGCGUUCAAGACGACGCAGAACUGGGCCUUGUUUCGGAGGCCGCAUAUGCUGGUCAGGGAGGAGACUGUCAAGCUUGCGGGCCGGCUGGAUGCUGCCGUCAAGGAGAAGCAGACGUUGAGAUUGGCAUUGACGGGCGGCAAGAUUGCAGGAAAGAGCAUGCUGUUGCUGCAGGCCAUGGCUCACUCGCUGAUGAACAAUUGGGUUGUCAUUAACAUCCCCGAAGGCCAAGACCUCACCAACUCCAACGCGGACUACAGCCCCGUGCCCAACACCAAACCCCUCCAGUUCUACCAGCCCACCUACACCUUCAACCUCCUACAGACCAUCGUCAAGACCAGCGGCCCCGUCCUGGAGCAGUACAAGAUCUCAAAGGAGUACCCCGAGCUCCUCCACGUCCCCAAGGACGGCACCCUCCUCGACAUCGCCACCGCCGCAAAGGAGCCCGAGUUCGCCUGGCCCGCCUUCCAGGCCCUCUGGCACGAACUCACCACCAACCCCACGGGCCCCCCCGUCCUCGUCACCCUCGACGGUCUCUCCCACAUCAUGAAGAUCUCGGCCUACCGCGACCCGGCCUACAACCUCGUCCACGCCCACGACCUCACCCUCGUCCGCCUCUUCGCCGACGCCCUCGCAGGCAAGACCCCGCUCGCCAACGGCGGCGCCGUCAUCGCAGCCACCUCGCGCAGCAACGCGCCUCGCUCGCCCUCGAUGGAACUCGCCCUCGCGCAGUCCGCCGCCGCCGCCGCGGACCAGUUCGUCCCCACCCCCGAUCCCUACCUCAAGGGCUACGACGACCGCGUCUACGAGGCCGUCCGCGGUGUCGAGACCCUCGACGUCAGCGGCAUCACCCGCCAAGAGGCCCGCGCCGUCAUGGAGUACUGGGCUGCCAGCGGCCUCAUGCGCGCGCGCAUUGACGAGUCGUCUGUCGCGGAGAAGUGGACUCUUGCUGGUGGCGGUGUGCUCGGCGAGUUGGAGCGGGCAAGCUUGCUUAACUCGCGCGUGUUGCAGUACUAAAGGGGACUGCCGUCCAAGAGGGGAGUUUGGAAGAGAGAAAAAGGUGUAGAGAGAGAACGUGUAUACAUGUACUAGUGUACCAAGAGAUGCCUGCUUGUAGAAGGGGGGGUAACAAAAUUUUGUAUUAUACAACCAUGUCAUCUAAAGUCAUGGGAAUUCCAAUCUGUUACAAUAAGGCGUACAAUGCUAAAGUCACAAUUGUGCAAAGUUCAAG